Nematolebias whitei (Rio pearlfish) is the source of this 1064-nucleotide messenger RNA. RefSeq lists its product as uncharacterized. The record is from RefSeq and is a predicted model, not a curated record. The transcript is spliced from 3 exons. Bases 145 to 402 code for a protein of 85 amino acids. NCBI's taxonomy places the organism in Eukaryota, Metazoa, Chordata, Actinopteri, Cyprinodontiformes, Rivulidae.
GCCUAUUUAAGGCUGAGCUGUCAGAGCUGAAACACUCAGCACAGCAGCAACAGGGAAGCUGUUUCAGCUGGGAGACUAACACCACAACAUAUUUCCCUCUUUUCUUCCCCUUUCUGCACACAAAUUACACCAGACUGCUCUGUCAUGGGUGUGAAGAUGCUGCAGUGUUUCCCUUUCUACAGACGCUGUAAAGAGCGCUGCAAGAGCCGGCAGUGCCCCCCAGCAGCAGUUCCAGUAGAGGAGAUGAAGCCACGUCUGUCCUCCACCACCUCCUGGGGCAGCGACAGCGAAGGAGCGGGGAGCCUCAGCCGGGGCUCGCAGAUCUAUUUCUCCACCAAGGCCCGGCUGUCGUUCAGACACCAGCUGGACAGCAACAUCAACGCAGUGGACGCCACCGACUGAGCAGAGAAGCUGAACGGACUCUAUGUUCACAAGCGUUUGGUGAUGAAAAGGAACUUCAGCUGCCUGCCAGUCAGAGCUGAUAACUAACCAAGUUCAACAAGACAGAAAAAGUCUGAAAGUGACUCUAAACCGAGUGGAGGCUCUGCCCUGCAGCCUGAUGAGAGGACGGGGAACAGAGGAGUUGUUUACACUGUUCACUACCAACUAGUGCAUUACUUGUGCCGUUUUCUUCUUUUGUUUAACCCUCAGAGCUUCAUUUGUGACAUGAUCAUGAGGAGCUCAUCAGAUUCUGAAUCAUCAAAACUAACUUGUAUUAUUUUUUUGACAAGUUUAUUUUAAAAUCCACAUGCUUGUACAGAAUUACUAAAAAAAAGUGUCUUGUUUUAAUAAUCCAAGCAUGACGCGUCAUGCAGGUGAUUCAAACGUGCUGACGUUUCUAUGGAUUUUUUUUUAAUUCAGCAGCAGCUAAACUGUAUUUCUAUUAGUAGACCUUGAUCAAUAUUUUUAUACAUUAAUGUAUUUUGGGGUAAUGAACGCAUUUGCCAUUCAUGGACUGACAUAUUGUGUGGAUAAAAUCCAGAAAAGACACUAACAUUUAUUCAGACUCGGAGUGUGUCAAAAAGAUUUAAAUUCUUAACUAAAUAAAACGAGUUGUAAUAAAA